Messenger RNA from Octopus bimaculoides (California two-spot octopus), 993 nucleotides. RefSeq lists its product as uncharacterized. The record is from RefSeq and is a predicted model, not a curated record. Lineage: Eukaryota; Metazoa; Mollusca; Cephalopoda; Octopoda; Octopodidae.
AUGGUUUCGCUGAUGGUUGUCUCACAUCUAUAUCAGGUGACCUAUGGACAUUAUGCGAGUAACAUUGCAUCUAGUCUCCUCCUUAGUGUGGCCUUGUACUACGCAGUUCAAGAAUUUGCAUCUAUAACCUAUCUUCUGCAGCAAUUAGCACACGGAGGCUUGAUGGAAAUCCAUGGCACCAGACUUCAAGGAGAACACACUAUAAAUGAUGAAGAAGCGGUGGACAAAGUUCUUCACCUGAACACCCCGGAUCAAGUCCUUGAAAGACUUACAGAAAAAACGGAACUUGGCGACAAAUUUGACGUCAGGUUUGAACUUGCGGCCACAUUCGGGACACUGCAAUUCGAAUCUUUGAAGAUGAUCGAUAACAAUUUAAAAAUAAUGGUUGCUGGUGCUAUAAGUGAAAUGAAUAAGCUGAAUAAAACAAGUUGGGAGAGUCUUUUGGAUUCUUUGGACAGAAUACCAUAUUUAGAGAUGGUUGGUGAAAGAACAAACUUUACUGAAGAUGAGAUGUCCCGAGUGACAACGGAAUUGCUGGAUUUUUCCAGCGGUGAAGUCGACUAUAUGACGGUCUUCUUCACCGAACUAUGGUUUGACGAAUUAAUACAAGAGAACAUGAUCUUGAGUGAGAUGAACAUAAAUAUUACCAGUUUAGCUUAUUAUCUCGGAAAAGGGGAACAAAUUACGAUCAAAAACGCACUUUUGGGCAGUGAUAUUAAAAGGAAAGCAUUGAUGGAUUUGGCAAUUUUACGAUUUCCUGAUAUCAUGAAUCCAUACCUCACUGUGUUUAUGCUCCGAUUUGACGUUCUAAGAAACUCACUACGCCUUUUCGUCGUAGAACAAACCAUCGCCGCGAUCCGAUGCCGCUUCAACGUCGCUAAGUAUGUACCCAAUGAAGAGUACAUAAAACAGUUACGGGAAGACACGAGAGAAACUCUAAUGAAAGAUAUCGAUACAUUGUUUGGUAUAUAAUGCCUCAGCGAUAUUUUUCGA